AUGUGGAUCAACACGUUGAUAUUACUGUUGUUCAUCACACAGAUUUCCGAACAAGUACAAAGUGAAUGUCUAGGGGGUGUCUGGACUAUUCAAGACACAGCUGUUGGCUCGUUUACUGUUUCAUGGAGAUAUAAUACGACAUUGAACAUUCUUCAGUUUAUAAUUCAAGGUCAAGUUAAUUCGAAUGUAAAUCUCACAUCUACUUAUAUUGCUUUGAGCUGGUCGGAGACUAUAUCAACAACGAAUGCAGAUAUGGUAUUGAUCUUUCCCGACAUGCAAAUCGUUCGAGAUGGAUAUGUUCGUCGACAGGUUGUACCAUCAAUUGAUCUUCAACAAGAUCUGUGUAUGACUCAAACCAAUCUUAUCGAUGAAGAUAUUUAUGUUACUUUCGAACGGUCCGUAUCAACAGAAGAUAUUGAUGAUAUCAGUUUUACGACAAAUAUAUAUCUUACGUUUUCAAUGGGCACUUACACAGUCAAUAAUGACACAAAUGAGUUCGAUCUAAGUUCUCACUUUUUCCAAAAGUCACACAAUGUUAGUAUUAAUCUGUUGAAUUGCAUAUCAAUUGGCUGUCUGACAUUCAAUUGUUCCACAACAGCAUGCUCAUGUUUACAAGAUAUUUCAUCGAACAUUGGACAGUGCAUUUGCUUUCAACCAUCGUCACCAUCGUGUCGAUCGAGUUCAACGAAACAUUCUUCAACAAUGAUGGCUUCAUCAGUUUCUGCCCUUAUUAACGGUUCAUGUGAAAACCAAACGGAUCCUUGUUCAUCGCAUGGCAUUUGCUUGCAAAUAUCGUCAACACGGUUCAUCUGUCAAUGUAAAGCUGGCUAUACAGGUGUUCUUUGUCAAACGUCAUUAUUUUCUCCCAACAUCAAUAUUUUCAACGUCUGUCAAUGUCUGAAUGGCGGCGUUUGUUCAUCUAAUGCGACCUGUUCAUGUCCAGAAAACUAUCGAGGAAAAUACUGUCAACUAACUAAUCCGUGCAAUGGCUAUUGUCAAAACAGUGACCGUUGUACAGUUGAUUGCACAGAUUCAUCAUGUGACACGCCCAACUGUACGUGUAUAAGUGGUUUUACUGGAGACCGCUGCGAGACGAGCAACCCCGAUGCGUGUCAAUCAAAUCCUUGCGUCAAUGGACUUUGCAUACCGAUAGCAACGGAUGAUUUUCAAUGUCAAUGCAACAGCAGUUAUAUUGGUUCACGGUGUGACAAACUCAAUACAUGUUUAUCCAAUCCUUGCAAUCAAGGAACAUGCGUGCCGUCAUCCAACUGUACGGAACAAACUUGUUCUUACUCAUGUUCAUGUCUUAAUGGUACAACCGGCACAUAUUGUGAAACAGUCACAGAUCCAUGCUUAAGUAUACCUUGCCAGAACAAUGGCAACUGUUCAGUAUUGUCGAAUGGCUACCUAUGUGAAUGUGAACCGCCGUAUAAUGGUACAAAUUGUGAGAUAAUAGCUGAUGUGUGCAUGUCGAAUCCAUGUUUGAAUAAUGGAACAUGUAUUCGAGAUUUGAUCGUUGACAGGGUAGCAUAUCUAUGUGAUUGUCUUGAAGGUUAUGUCGGAGAACAUUGUGAAUCUCGAGAUACAUCUUGUAAAAUGAUAUCUUGUGAGAAUGGUGGUACCUGUUUGAUAAACAACGAAACAAACAUUUCCUAUUGUCAAUGUCCAUCGAAUACAACGGGUGACCGAUGUGAAACAAAACAGACGUUAUGUACAAAUGCAACUUGUUCUAACAAUGGCAUUUGUUUCAGUAAAGUUUUAUCCAAUAACAAUUCCAGACAUUGUAUAUGUUCUGAAGGCUUUACUGGUCAAUACUGUGAGAACUUCAUAUAUAUGAAUAAUUCUUGUUUACGAAAACCCUGUGGCUAUGAUGGUACAUGUAUUCAAACAUCAAAUGCUUCGUAUUAUUGUAUAUGUUCAAAUGGCUCAACUGGACAAUCAUGUGAAACAAAUACACUAACCUCAUGUUCGGGUUCACCUUGUCGGUAUUUAUCUACGUGUCAACCAAUAGAAGAUACAAAGCCUGUCAAUUACCAAUGUGUUUGUCCGCCGUAUUUAACUGGUGACCGUUGUCAAUAUACGAACAAUUGUCAAAAUCAACCUUGCGUAAAUCAUGGGACAUGCAUCCCACUCGGCCCGCAGAACAAUUUUAUGUGUCUAUGUCCACCAGAGUUUGGACAUUAUGACUGUUCAAUAUAUAUAGGUGUGUCGUGCAACUCGCAUGUUUGCUUAAAUGGAGGCACAUGUGAUGAUGAUAACAGUACCAAUAUUCGUUGCAUAUGUCCAGCAGGAUUUGCUGGGCCACGUUGUGAAUGGGCUUCGGUUUGCUCGACAAAUACCUGUCAAAACAAUGGUACAUGCCGGCAAAUUGCUCCUACAAUGGCUGAAUGUCUAUGUCAAACUGGUUUUACUGGCCCAACCUGUGCUCUACGCGAUUCUUGCACUCGGUUACCGUGCAAAAACGGUGGUGGCUGCACGACACUUAUUGCUGAUACAGGAACCAAUUGGUCAGCAUAUCGAUGUAUAUGUCCUCCGGGAAUGUAUGGACAAAAUUGUGAUACAGGAAUAAGUUCUUGUUCAAAUAUGCGCUGUCCGAGAUAUCAAAUUUGCAGUGAACAACCAACGGGUCCUAUUUGUACCUGUCCUGAAAAUAAAGUGGGCACAUUUUGUCAAUACGAUAAUCCAUGUAAAACAUCAACCAUCAAUUGUCGAAAUAAUGGUGCAUGUGUGUAUUCAAAUACAGAUCCACCUGUUAGUUCCUGUCGUUGUAGAGAAGGAUUCGCCGGAACAUAUUGCGAAACAAUCAUACAUAAUAAUCCAUGUUCAAGUAAUCCCUGUCAAACGCGUGGUUACUGUGCUCUGUCAACAACAAAUAGAACCUAUACAUGCAUCUGUCGAGAUCAUUUUAUUGGUGAAUAUUGCGAACGGAAUAAUCCGUGUUUGUCAUCACCAUGUUUGAAUCAAGCCAUGUGUCAACCCCAUUGGAAUCAAACAGACACUUGGUUUAGUUGCCAUUGUGCAGGAACGUAUACCGGAAGUCGAUGUGAAACAUCUCUAUUAAAUCCAUGCGGAGGAUUGUGUAUGAAUGGAAGUCCAUGCAGUCAAGGAAUAUGCGUUUGUCCGGCACAGUAUACAGGAACAUUUUGUGAAUACGAUAAUCCAUGCUUCCAACCAAUUUGUCAAAAUGACGGUGUUUGUUCCGUUGUUUCGAAUGCAACAAACGUUUCUUUCACGUGUACUUGCCCGAGUUUAUCUACUGGUCAAUACUGCGAAAUUUCAUUGAAUAUAUCGGCAAGCACUGAUUGCGCGUUAAGUUGUAUGAAUAAUGGUACAUGUGGUAAUGGAGUAUGCCUAUGUACAUCGAAAUAUAUAGGACCAGUAUGUCAAUACGAGAAUCCAUGCGCAAACCGAAAUCCAUGUUUAAACGGCGGCAAAUGUUUUAGUCGGUACAAUCCGAAUGGAACAGUGACGACACAAUGUUUUUGUCCUCAAGGAUAUACAGGAAGCCAUUGUGAAGCUAUACUUUGUUCUCCAACAUCAUGUAACGGUGGUGUUUGUACAGCUACACAGAAUAAUAUCGUUUGUGCAUGUCCAAAAGGCAAAGUUGGUGAUCGCUGUCAAUAUGCGGAUGCUUGUGCAAAAAAUCCAUGUCUACCGAACGAACGAUGUGAACAAAUCGGAAGUCAAUACCAAUGUAUAUCCUGUUACGACAAGAGUUCGUACUGUUCAAUCUAUCAACUACGUAGUGAAUAUUGUGAUAAUCGUUAUACAAUUCUUGUUGAUAACAACUUCCUUUCCGUUCCUCAAGCGUGUCAACGUUCAUGUGGUCAAUGCAUACCCAUUCAGCGUUUACAAGAUAUUUCAACAUUGUUCAAUCAAGUAGAACUGAGCGACGAGAUAAACAUGACAUCGAGCACAACUACCGCUAAGGAAGAUCGCGAUCGAGAAAAAUGCAUCGAUCGACGAGAUGAUUGUUCCAUGCAAAAAGCUUACGGAUUCUGUCGAAUAUUCAACGAGAAAUAUCCUGAAGAUUGCGUGAAGACCUGUCAUCCCGAUUGUACAAAUACAUUUUGA
This is a messenger RNA of Adineta ricciae, 4074 nucleotides long. The record is from the annotation of a GenBank genome assembly. Lineage: Eukaryota; Metazoa; Rotifera; Eurotatoria; Adinetida; Adinetidae.